ACCGGUCCCUUAUUCGUCGUCGAACAAAAACGCGGAAACAAAAGACAUAAUCAGUUUGUCAAAACAAAUAAGAGGGAGUUGGCAUAAAAGUGAGCGUAGUUGUAGCUGACAGCUGUCAAAGUUAACGCUUAGCUUCUCCGACCCCACCUGAAAGAUUGGCCAUGGCUUUGAAAAGAAUACAAAAGGAGUUAAAUGACUUAAGGAGGGACCCCCCAGCUUCAUGUUCAGCUGGACCUCUAGGGGAAGACUUGUUUAACUGGCAAGCCAGUAUCAUGGGACCGAGUGACAGCCCAUACUACGGAGGAGUGUUCUUCCUUUCUGUCCAUUUUCCCACUGACUAUCCCUUUAAACCACCAAAGGUUGCCUUUACAACAAAAAUCUAUCACCCAAACAUAAACAGCAACGGUAGCAUCUGUCUUGACAUCUUGAGGUCACAGUGGUCACCUGCACUUACAGUAUCAAAAGUUUUAUUAUCCAUAUGCUCUUUGCUAUGUGACCCAAAUCCAGAUGAUCCACUUGUCCCAGACAUUGCAAAAAUCUACAAAACAGACAGACAACAGUACAACAAACUAGCCAGAGAAUGGACACAGAAGUAUGCAAUGUGAAGACAAUGACACAUCCCUGAACACCUCAAAAUAUGACAGUACUGUUUCAACAGCUUCUCCACACUGGUUCUAGUUAAGGUGUUUUAUUCGCUUGGGGCACUUUCUCUACUCUGACUUUACUUGACUGUUUUUACUGUUUUAUUUUUUUCCCUUAAACUGGCAUUAUUAUUAUUAUCAUAUUAUAAUUAUUAUGAAUACUUGCAGAGAGAUGGCCUGAUUGUAUUUUUCUUUUAACAGAUUGUACAAGACUAUACUCAAUUUAUUUUUCAUCAUUUUGCAUUAAAAUAAUAAAUCAAAAAUUGAAUUGUUUCUUGACAAUA
Molecule: messenger RNA, 925 nt
Organism: Scatophagus argus
Lineage: Eukaryota; Metazoa; Chordata; Actinopteri; Scatophagidae
Product: ubiquitin-conjugating enzyme E2 D2-like
Exons: 7
Coding region: 162-605 (147 amino acids)
Biological process (GO): protein polyubiquitination; ubiquitin-dependent protein catabolic process
Cellular component (GO): nucleus
Molecular function (GO): ubiquitin conjugating enzyme activity
Source: RefSeq, a predicted model, not a curated record